UAGGUCGGAGCUUUGAAAGCGGCCGCUGCUGUCAUUGUUAGUGUGCGUUUUCGUGUGUGUUCUGCCGCUGCUGAUUGAAGACAGGAACGCAGACAUGAAGCUCAUUCGUGGUGUCCCCGUGCUGUUCCUUCCCCUGCUGCUGGUCCUCUGGUCUUCGGGGGGAUCCGCUGACUCAGACAUUAACUCCGUUACCUGCGGUUCUCUGGUGAAACUGCUCAACACCAGACACAACGUCCGCCUCCAUUCCCACGACGUCAAGUAUGGUUCAGGCAGUGGACAGCAGUCUGUAACUGGUGUGGAAAGUGCUGAUGAUGCCAACAGUUACUGGCAGAUUCGUGGGAAGCCGCACAAACCAUGUCAGCGUGGAGCUGCUAUCAAGUGUGGAGACACCAUUCGUAUCACACACAUGAAAACAGGGCGAAACCUUCAUACACACCAUUUCAGCUCACCUCUGUCCAAUAACCAGGAGGUCAGUGCGUUUGGUGAGAAUGGUGAAGGAGACGAUUUAGAUGUCUGGGCAGUGCAGUGUGAUGGCGAUCACUGGGAGCGGGAUGAGGUGGUGCGUUUCAAACACGUUGGAACUGACGUCUUUCUGAGUGUGACAGGGGAACAGUACGGCCAUCCAAUCCGUGGUCAGCGGGAGGUGCACGGCAUGAGCUCACCUGGCCAACACAGUUGGUGGCGUGCCAUGGAGGGUGUCUUCAUACAGCCCAGCCCGGAGCUGCUACGACACGACGAGCUCUGAUAAUACCGUCACUGCAAGAAGAGCAUAGACUUUGUGUGUGUGUUUAUGUGCGUGUGGGCCUGCGUGUGUUUACACCUGUUCACCUCUGCUGUUUCUUUUCAGUUUUCUUUAUGUUUGGCUGCAUCAAAUUUGUUUCAAAGUAAGGAAGAACACCUGAGUGAUGACCACAGACUGUAGAGGUGGAGCCUAUUUUCCAGUUAAACAUUUGUUGCCGAACAAUAAGGAGAUAUUUCUGGUGCAAAAAAGGUCCACACCCAGUCCCAGUUUGUUUUGAAAGAGACAACAACUUUGGCCAAUGAACUCUCCACCCCCUGCUGUUAAAAGGUUGUCAAGAUCCACUGAGUUUCCACCAGAGAUUUUGCAUGGAAUUAAUGUGUAAUUCUAAUAUGCAGGUGUGACAAAGUUACACAGACGUGCUGUUAGGAACUUCAAUAAUACUGCUGCAAAAAUGCCCCCACAAAACAUAAUAACUGAUUAAUACAGUUUUUAAAGUGUUUUUUCCUUCGAUCAGUAAAUGAUGGCUCAUGUUAAACCUUCAAAGUUCAAAGACAAAACAACAAGUGACUGGUGAAGACCAAAAUUUGCUUAGUUAUUUAAAAUUUACCUAUUUAUUUGCCAGAACCUUACCAAAAAUUAUGAUUUUUAAUAUGAUAUUCACAAGGCUAAAAUCAAGUUUAUGUUGCAAUUUAUGGAAAGUAAAUUGAUAACAGAUAUUUACUGUGAUGAAUUCCCUCUGUUGUUAUUUAAAGGAGCUUAUAUUUUCUGCGUGUAGUUUAUCACUUAGCUGCCGACUCCAUCAUUGUGAAAUUACCUUGAGUGACCGUUUAAUCAUGAAUGUAAUAAUAUACAAAUGAUCCAACAGAGGGCGCCACUUUAACGUUUAAAGUCCCUUUUUAGGCAUCUGUAAAAGCGCAAAGUUGCAACGUUCUAAAAGAGUUUUAUUAUUUGGAGUUUUAUCCAAUUAUUGACUGCAUUAAAGGUGCAGUGUGACAUGGAAAAGCUAUUGAAACCAGACUUCUAAAAAAGGGAUUUACUUAUUACAUUACUUAUGCUGUCCAUACACUGUAGGAGGCUGAUGGUACUGUAGUUGUUAACUGUGAACAUACUGUUUUAAACUUAUAAUUUGAUUUGCUGCUGAGUGACUGUGUCUGUAUCUUUAACAUAUUUGACAGAAGCAGCUUAUUUAAAUGUAAGGUUUGGAAUAAGGGUGAGGUUUUUCCCCUGUAUCCUGUGGUUCAUGUAGUAUUUUCAUUCGUUUGUUCCUUCUUAUAUUGGAGACAAAAUAAAACUACAAGCAAAAACUCAAA
Molecule: messenger RNA, 2052 nt
Organism: Cynoglossus semilaevis (tongue sole)
Lineage: Eukaryota; Metazoa; Chordata; Actinopteri; Pleuronectiformes; Cynoglossidae
Gene: sdf2l1
Product: stromal cell-derived factor 2-like 1
Exons: 3
Coding region: 95-745 (216 amino acids)
Source: RefSeq, a predicted model, not a curated record